AUGGCGGAGACUAAAAUAAUUUAUCAUAUCGACGAGGAGGAGACUCCUUAUUUAGUGAAACUGACAGUUCCUCCGGAGAAAGUGACUUUAGCGGAUUUCAAAAAUGUCCUCAACAAUCGCCCGGUCAACAGCUAUAAAUUUUUCUUUAAAUCUAUGGAUCAGGAUUUCGGGGUCGUGAAGGAGGAGAUUUCUGACGACAAUGCCAAGCUGCCCUGCUUCAAUGGGAGGGUGGUGUCCUGGCUCGUGCUGGCUGAGAGCGCCCACUCCGACGGGGGAUCCCAGUGUACCGAAACCCAUCCUGAGCUCCCGCCUCCCCUAGAGAGGACUGGGGGCAUCGGGGACUCCAGACCACCUUCCUUCCACGCUAAUGCCGUGAGCAGCCGUGACGGCCUGGACACGGAGACGGGCAGCGAGUCCCUCCUCAGCCACCGUAGAGAGAGAGAGCGGGAACGCGCCCGGCGGAAGGCCAGGGAAGGCGAAUUCUCCCGUGUGAACGGCCACUCCAAAGUCGAGCGAGCGGCACGCGACUCGGCCAUGGGCUACGACAGCACGUCCAUGAUGAGCAGCGAGCUGGAGUCCAGCUCCUUCAUCGAUAGCGAGGAGGAUGAGGAUGCCAGCAGACUCAGCAGCUCUACAGAACAGAGCUCCUCCUCCCGUCUGAUGCGGAGACACAAGCGCCGGCGAAGGAGACACAAAGUAGCCAAGAUGGAUCGGUCAUCCUCGUUCAGCAGUAUCACCGACUCUACAAUGAGCCUUAAUAUCAUCACUGUCACCCUAAAUAUGGAAAAGUACAACUUCCUGGGUAUCAGUAUAGUCGGACAGAGCAACGACCGCGGGGAUGGGGGCAUCUACAUUGGCUCCAUCAUGAAGGGGGGUGCCGUGGCAGCAGAUGGCAGGAUCGAGCCAGGAGACAUGCUGCUCCAGGUCAACGACGUGAACUUCGAGAACAUGAGUAAUGAUGACGCGGUGAGGAUCCUACGAGAGAUCGUCUCCAAGACCGGGCCCAUCAGCCUGACGGUGGCCAAGUGCUGGGAUCCGUCACCCCGCAGCUACUUCACCAUCCCCAGGGCUGAGCCGGUGAGGCCCAUAGACCCAGCAGCCUGGAUCUCCCACACCACCGCCUUGACGGGGCCAUACCCACACUACGAGUGCGAUGACCUGCCACUGUCAGUGAGCAAAACCGACAUGGCCACAAUUGUGAAGGUGAUGCAGCUUCCCGACUCGGGGCUGGAGAUCCGAGACAGAAUGUGGCUGAAAAUCACCAUAGCCAAUGCUGUCAUUGGUGCUGAUGUUGUGGACUGGCUAUACUCAAGAGUGGAGGGCUUCAAGGACCGCAGAGACGCCAGGAAGUACGCUAGCAGCCUGCUGAAACACGGCUACCUGAGGCACACCGUCAACAAGAUCACCUUCUCCGAGCAGUGCUACUAUACCUUCGGGGACCUUUGCCAAAACAUGGCGGCCCUCAAUCUGAACGAGAGCUCCAGUGGAGGGGGCUCUGAGCAGGACACCCUAGCGCCGCUUCCCCCGCCAGCCGCCAAUCCGUGGCCAAUGGGAGGGCAGCCGUUCCCAUACCCACCGUUCCCCGCAGCGCCCCCUACCUUUCCCCCGGGGUACUCUGACCCCUGCCACAGUUUCCACAGUGGCAGCGCCGGAAGUCAACACAGUGAGGGCAGCAGAAGCAGCGGCUCCAACCCCACCACGGGCAAAGGCCGGCGUGCCUCACCCCGGGAGAAGGACCGCAAGUCGACGGGCAGCGGGGGCAGCGAGUCGGAGCGAGUCACCCGGGGGGGCUGGCAGGGUGAACGCUCAGCCAGCCAGCUUAGCCACGCCCACUCUGGGUACAGCCACGCCCACUCACACCGGAGCCACGCCCACCCAUCAAACACCCACACCCCGUUCUCAUAUACCCACGCUCCAUUCGUCCAAUAUAGCCAGCUCUCCUGCACCCAUAGCGAGCGGAGCCACGCCUCCUCCUAUGGCCCUCCUGGGCUGCCACCCCCUUACAGCUUGGCCCGGCUGGCCCCUGGCUCCUCAGCAGGCAGUAGUCCCCCAGGGGCCCCACCCGUGCGCGAGCUUGGGGCUGUUCCCCCUGAACUCACCGCCAGUCGUCAGUCCUUCCAGCAUGCCAUGGGCAACCCUUGCGAGUUCUUUGUUGACAUCAUGUGACAGGACAGUGCCUUUUUAAACCCCCCACCCCACUACAGCACAAUUUGGUAGGGUUGCCAUCCCUUUGGUCGCUAGGGCCCGACUGAUAUGAAAAUACUGAUACAAAUUAAUUGGCCGAUAUAAUUUUGUAAUUAAAAAAUUUAAACAGACACCAAUAGUCCUGAACAGUUAUUUUUCUCACUGAUAUGGAUGUUAAAUUCUCAAACUCAAAUAAACAGCAUAUAGUCACAGUCAAUAUAAAUAUAAAAUAAGCCCUUUAUAAGAAACAUUUUAUAUUAGCACCUAACACGAUAUAUAUAUAUGUUCACACACAAAAAUGACUUCUUGCCCUAGAGUCUUUGUGUGAUAUGUCACAGCAAUUUUUCCCGUGUCAUUUGAUCGCCAACAACACUUUGGCCAAACUAACUAAUAAUACAGGCUUAGUUAAAAUGCAGAAAGUACAGAGUGACAGCCCAUUUUCUCAUAACAAAUGUUUAAAGAGACAUUAGGAAUCCUGAUGCAUUUUCAGAACCUAAAUAUCGGCUGAUUUUAUUGGCCACCUGAUAUAUCGGUCGAGCCCUAGUGACAGUACCCCACUACAUGUAUGAGCGAUGAGACGUUAGACAGACACUGUUACCCCUCGGUCAUCCUGAUUUUACUUUAAGUGUAUGCUUUAACCAAGGACAACUAUUGCAUGAUAGCGCAACAAUGAAGGUUUUUCUAUAUGAAAAGUUCACAGUGGCCAUCCACCGACUUAGCUGAUGUGGCUAACUCACAUUAAAUGUAAAUCCUCGCUCUGAUGACCCCUGCAUUCUCUCGGUCUGGAGCUCAUUGCCCCGAGCCGGAGGGCUGGAACGCGGACUCUGUGUGAGCCGUGAUGGUGACCUCAAAGUGCUCGGCCUGCAGGAUGAGCCGGGGGCCUUUUGAUGAAUGGGCAGUAAGUCUAAAGCUUCUACUUUGCAUUCAUAGAGGACUAACCGUGCGCCUGCCAGUCUGUAGACAGCAGCCAAGCUUCCUCCUAACAACACUAACUGAACUUCACACUUUCUCUUCUUGUCCUGUUGCGUUUGAGAGUUAUAAUUUACGUGUCCAGCAUUAUAACUCAGACAGACAAUCAAUUUCCGGGGGGGGGGGGGGGGGGGGUCAGCAGUGAUCGGAGCACAGCCGCACCCAUCAAAGGCGCACACCGAUGCCAGGCUACCACCCCCCUCAACCCCUACCUCCCUUAAUAGAAUGUAUCGAAGAAAUUCAAAUAAAACACGCAAUUUUGGAUCACUUUGUAGCACAAAAAGCGCUGCCUCAAAUUUGUCUGUUACUCCGAUGCAUCCUUGCCGACAUUAAUUUUGUUCUCGGCCAGAUGUCAGGCGACUCAGGCAGGUCACAAUCCUGCAUGCGGAGCUGAUGUGAUGCACGUGUGCUACAUGUCAGCAGCUGUAGGCUGUAGCAGGCCAGGUUGGAUGUCUCUGCUGAUGGACACCCUUCCACAACCCCUGAGUGGCACGUCUGAAAGCUGUGUGAAUCUAAAUUGUGGCCAUUUGAGCCUUCAGCCACGAGACCCACAAUAAACACAUUCAGCUGAAACGGUGAUAUUAAGCAACACUGCAUGCAGCACAAACUUAAAUAUUCUUAAAGUAAAUUGAUCAUUUCUCCUUCCCAGACCCUAUGGAAAAGCAACGUGGCACUCUAAAUUAUAUAUAAAUUAUAUGAGCACUUUUUAAAUGUGAUUUUCUGGCCCUUUAGUAUGAAACACUGUUUGCAGUCUGAAAUUUCACUUGCUUUUGUUUCUUAAAAACUGAAAAUAAAUAACAAAAUGUAUAUAUGAAUAUAUAUUAUAUAUAUGACAAAUUGAUAUAUAUAUAUGUUUAAAGAUAUGGUCUUGCAGUUUUUUAAACUGAUGCAUUGUAAAUUAAUGCAAUGGAAAUGGUGUUUGAAUAUAGGUGAAUUAUGAUUGUGGUUUUGAAAUAAUUUUGUCACUUAAAAUUUUGUUUAAAAAAACUAAUUUGUUCUGCAUUCUCUCAUUUCUAAUUAUUCUUUAUUCAAAGAAUAAAGGACAUGAAAUAUA
This is a messenger RNA of Paramormyrops kingsleyae, 4207 nucleotides long. RefSeq names its product dishevelled segment polarity protein 1a (gene dvl1a). Gene Ontology annotation, biological process: canonical Wnt signaling pathway; intracellular signal transduction. Lineage: Eukaryota; Metazoa; Chordata; Actinopteri; Osteoglossiformes; Mormyridae. Gene Ontology annotation, molecular function: frizzled binding. Gene Ontology annotation, cellular component: cytosol. The record is from RefSeq and is a predicted model, not a curated record.